UGCUACCAGUUGAAAGUCAAAAUGAUAGAAUUUUCUGUUAUGUAAGAUAUCCGAUUUGAUUGAUACGAUGGCAAAAUUUCAGGAAGAGUGUGAUAGAUUAAGAUUAAAACUACUCGAAUGUAUACGACAUUCCCGAUGUUACUUGGAGGAAAACAAAAGUCCACGGGAAUGUAUUAAUAGAGGUAUUAUGAUGCCUGAGGAAUGCAAGGAAGCACACAUAGAUCUUAUGUAUUGCAGAAAACCAGAGGAGAAGAAAAAACGGAAGAGCCUGUUUGGGGUGAGAGCACCAGUCGAGGACAGAUGACCCCGUCUGCCCAGUGUGUCCAUGAUAUUAACAUUUCAGUAUUGUGUGAUAACAUGUUCAUAUUGGGUAGAAAUGAAUGUUCAUCAUGUUAUUGCCCUCAUAGGCUUACAAUGCAUAUUAGCAUAAAACUCAUUGUGUAGGUAAUGAUUAAAAAACUUAUGUUAUGAUUUAAUUUACAUUUGUUAGGAUGUUGUUCAGUUAAGAUUGUAAAAAGUUUGUAUCAUUCAAGAAAAUAUCAAUCCAGUGGAUCUUUUGCAACAUGUACUUAAAGUUUAGAAUUUUAUGACAGUGAAUAAUUUUAAGGAUAUGUGCACCAAAUGUUAUUUUUAAUCUAGUAUUGAAUGGUAUUAUUUUAAGGUAUAAUAAUAGUACACCAUUUUUCCCUAAUUAACUUGUUUCUGAAUGAUUUAUCAUAAUUAAAA
Mya arenaria is the source of this 726-nucleotide messenger RNA. RefSeq lists its product as uncharacterized. The record is from RefSeq and is a predicted model, not a curated record. Lineage: Eukaryota; Metazoa; Mollusca; Bivalvia; Myida; Myidae. The transcript has 3 exons. The coding region runs from base 68 to 304 and encodes 78 amino acids.